Messenger RNA from Euleptes europaea (tarantolino), 787 nucleotides. It is a transcript of the gene RFXAP, whose product is annotated as regulatory factor X associated protein. Lineage: Eukaryota; Metazoa; Chordata; Lepidosauria; Squamata; Sphaerodactylidae. Gene Ontology annotation, biological process: regulation of transcription by RNA polymerase II. Gene Ontology annotation, cellular component: nucleus. The transcript is spliced from 3 exons. Bases 1 to 714 code for a protein of 237 amino acids. The record is from RefSeq and is a predicted model, not a curated record.
AUGCAGCCCUGCGGCGGGGGCGGAGAAGGGGAGGCCUCGGCGGGCGCCGCGCUCCGGCCCCGGGGCCCCGCCGCCGAGGCGCCCCCUCCCCCGGGCGGCCUCGUGCUCUUCUACGAGCUGGGCACCGCGGCCGAGCCCGAGGCGGACGGCGAGGCGGCGGGCGGCGAGAGCGCGGGCAGCCCCGGCGGUGGCGGCGGCGGCCUGGACGACCUGGACGACGAGGAGGAGGGCGGCGGCGGCGGCAAGAGCUGCACCUACCAGGGCUGCAGCGAGACCACCACGCAAGUGGCCAAGCAGCGCAAGCCCUGGAUGUGCAAGAGGCACCGCAACAAGAUGUACAAGGACAAGUACAAGCGCAAGAAGAGCGACCAGGCGCUGGGAGGAGGAGGAGGGGGCGCCGGAGGCCCCGCCGCCACGGCGGUUGCAGCAACAGCGCCUGGAGCGGGAACCGCCGCCGCCGCCGCCACCACCCCGGGAGGCAGCGGGCGGGUUGAGGAUUGCACUGAAAAUUCAGGUUCUGCAUCAAAGCAAAGAACAGGUUCUAUUGGCGAUCGGCCAGCAAAACCCACGCUUUUGGAGCAAGUGUUGAACCACAAAAGACUGUCACUUCUUAGAAGUCCAGAAGUUGUCCAUUUUCUACAAAAACGACAGCAGCUGUUAAGUCAGCAAGCUUUGGAACAAAGGCAGCAACAGUUCUCUGGAGCACCAGUGUGAUAGCUUGAGGAUCUUCAAACUCAUUUUCUUAUUGGACAAUAACUUCACCAUUUUAACUGUUGUAAGAGAACAU